AUUUUAAUCACAUGACUCAAAGAUGGCAGCAUCCAACUUGAAAUGGUUUGUGUUCCUUUUUGCGUUUUCCUUCAUCGGCUCAUGUCUGGCAGUGGACAGUGUUCGACUAAUGAUUCUCGGGGACUGGGGAGGUCUUCCAACUCCCCCCUACCACACUGCCAUAGAAAUGGGUGUGGCCAAACAAAUGUCUGUUGUGGCUAAAAAGUAUGGUCCAGAAGCUAUCCUGGCUCUGGGGGACAAUUUCUAUUACGAUGGAAUAAAAGAUUCAAAUGACAAAAGAUUUGAGGAGACUUUUGAGAAAGUAUUUGCUGCUCAGCCAGGACUGGACUCCAUCCCCUGGAAUUUAGUGGCAGGUAACCAUGACCACAAUGGAAAUGUAUCUGGGCAGAUUGAAUACUCCAAGCGUUCCAAAGUCUGGCGAUUUCCAAACUACUACUAUCCUUUGACCUACAACAUCCCAGGAGGGGGUGUGGUCCAGAUUCUGAUGAUUGACACUGUGUUACUGUGUGGGAACACUGGCGACGAUUUCCUACAUGACCAGCCACAUGGACCUGUUGACCUUGGGGCAGCAGAUGACCAGCUGGCCUGGAUCACACAGAACCUGAAAAGUAGCAGUGCUGACUAUCUGUUUGUGGCUGGACAUUUUCCUGUGUACUCCAUUGCUGAGCAUGGCCCCACCCAGUGUCUAAUUGACAAACUGUUACCCCUUCUUCAGCAAUACCAGGCAGUGUAUUUGUCUGGUCAUGAUCACAAUCUGCAGCAUCUACAAGUCUCAAGGCCUGGCCUGACUAUGAACUUCUUUGUGAUUGGAGCAGCCAACUUUGCUGAUAAUAGCAACGCUCAUGCAAAAGAUGUCCCUGCAGGGUCGUCCAAGUUCUUCUGGGCCAAGAUGUUGGAUCUGGGAGGGUUUGCUUACAUGGAAAUCACAAAACAGAAUGCUACUUUCACUUUCAUCGAUGGUGUUGGGAAAAAUCUGUACCAAAAGUUGUUGUUACCUCGCAGGAUCCCCAUCAACUAGUUAUACUACUGUUUAGUUGGGGG
Saccostrea echinata is the source of this 1041-nucleotide messenger RNA. Its product is annotated as tartrate-resistant acid phosphatase type 5-like. Gene Ontology annotation, biological process: bone resorption. The coding region runs from base 23 to 1018 and encodes 331 amino acids. The record is from RefSeq and is a predicted model, not a curated record. Gene Ontology annotation, molecular function: acid phosphatase activity; ferrous iron binding; ferric iron binding. Lineage: Eukaryota; Metazoa; Mollusca; Bivalvia; Ostreida; Ostreidae. The transcript has 6 exons.